AUGUUAAGAAAUAAUGUCUUGAUUGAUGAAAACGUUUCACCUUCGCCUCCUCAACUUUCUGUAUUAAUAGAUAAAGAAGAGGAAGAAGAAGUAUUGUCACAAGUUACCCCAGUUACAAUUACUAAUGUUCAGACAGAAAUAUCAAAG
Dentiscutata erythropus is the source of this 147-nucleotide messenger RNA. Lineage: Eukaryota; Fungi; Glomeromycota; Glomeromycetes; Diversisporales; Gigasporaceae. The record is from the annotation of a GenBank genome assembly.